Molecule: messenger RNA, 887 nt
Organism: Cajanus cajan (pigeon pea)
Lineage: Eukaryota; Viridiplantae; Streptophyta; Magnoliopsida; Fabales; Fabaceae
Source: RefSeq, a predicted model, not a curated record
AACUACCCUCGUAUCCAACUACCCUUUGUUCUUAACAUAAUAAUAACCAUCAUCAUAAAAAUUGCAUCAACCGUUUCAACACGUUUUGUGUUUUCCACAUGAGUUAAUGAGAAACGGUAUAUAUCAAGGUGAUAUAAAUAUGGAACAGGUUAAGAAUAAGAGAGGAAGAGAAGAUGAUGGAGUUGAGAUUGUGGAGUCUUCUUUUGAGAACAACACCGCAAAGAAGAGAAAUGUCUAUGGCAUAAGCUUCACGAAGGAGAAUAAGGAAAUGGAAGAGAAAGAGGCAAUGGGAGUGUUUGAUUUCCCUUGGCUGAAAGAUGGUGUCACAUCCAAAUCAGAUGAUCAAUGCUGGGAUUUUGAAGACAAUUUCUUGUCAUCUCUAGAAGGCCAAGACACUUUGUUCAAUGCUGGUGAUGAUUUCUGUGAGGAAUAUGCAUAUGAUUUGUGUGAAACUCCUGAGUCAUCAAUGGCUCAUGUUCAAGAAGCCAAGUUGGUUGAGGAUUAUGGGUUGGAGCUGGAAGUAGAAGAUGGAGAUUGUAUUUGGAGCUUUCUGCUCAACAAGCCUCUUUAACAUGAACAUUGGGACAUUCAAACAUUAUGUGAGGAAUUUAAUUCAUGAUAUUUUUCGAGUUGUGUAAGGCAUCAACUUCAUUCCAUUUCAUCACACAGACCCUACUAAAUAAUAGAUUAAAAUUUGAACCUAGAAUCUCAAGGUGAUGUAUGUAAUGCACAACCAAUGACCAGUUGAUGGCACAGUAUAUGGCAUGGUCCUGAAAAUUGAAAUCCAAUUCUGUUUGCAAAUCAAGACAAAGGGGAAUUUUGUGAACAUGAUAUAAAUUAGAGAGAAAUUUGUAGUUAUGUGGAGUUACUAUGUUUUUAUGUUUUGA